AUGUCAGACGAAGAAUAUGUGGCGGCCGGCGACAUUGCCGAGGAAGUCGAGCUUGACAACGACAUGGAGAUGGAGCCCGAGUUUGACGAAAACGAGGUCGAAAACGAAGUUGAAAUCGACGGCGAAAACGAUAUCGAAAACGCCGACUUGGACGACUUGGACGACACCAUCGAAAUCGACAUGUCCAACAACCUGUGGACGUACUUUGACCAGCACAAGGACUCGGUGUUUACCGUGUUUGCGCAUCCGUCCUUGCCCAUGGUCGUUUCGGGCGGCGGCGACAACACAGCAUACAUGUGGACCACCCACACGCAGCCGCCAAGGUUUGUGGGCGAGCUUUCGGGCCACUCCGAGUCGGUCGUGGCAGGCGCCUUCAGCGGCGACGGCCUGUUUGUGGUGACCGGCGACAUGGACGGCUACGUCCAGGUGCACAGGUCGUCCAAGGGCGGCCAGAAGUGGAGCCGCAUUGCCCAGUUGCACGAGGUGGACGAGGUGUUGUGGGUGUGUGUGCAUCCGCGGUUGCCGUACUUUGCCUUUGGCGCCCCGGACGGCCUGGUGUGGGUCUACAACGUGGACGGCCAGAGCGUGGAGCAGCAGAUGCUGGGGUUUGUGCACACGAUGGAGUGCAACGCGGGCGUUUUCCAGGACACGCCGUCCGAGGACGUGCUCCUGCUUGUGACGGUCGCCGAGGACGGCACGGUGGUGCAGUGGAACGGGUACACGGGGGCGGUUCUCCACAAGUGGGCGCACGACGACUUCCGCGGCGUCGACAGCCCGUGGGUGCUGUUGAAGGCGCACGAGAACGUGGUGGCCGUGGGCGGGCGCGACGGCCACUUGGCGGUGCUCAACUUGGCCACGGGCAAGGUGGUGCACCACGCGAAAACCAUGGACAAGGACGACGUGGCCGAGCUUCUGAUCGAGGCGUUGGCGUGGGGCCCGGGGCUCUUGGCCGUGGGGCUUGUUUCGGGCGACGUGCUUGUGUUUGACGCGGCCUUGUGGCGCCUCCGCCGAACCAUCCACGUGCCGGACGCCGUCACACGCCUUGAGUUUGUGGCAGGGCUGCCUGUGCUAGUGGCGCUGUGCAUGGACGGCAAGAUCUACCAGUGGGACGCCCGGACGGGCGCAGAGGGCUUUGUGGGCGUGGGCCACAACAUGGGCGUGCUUGACUUUGCCAUUUCGCAGGACAAGAUCGUCACGGCGGGCGACGAGGGCGUGUGCUUGGUGUAUAAGCCAGAAUGA
Molecule: messenger RNA, 1239 nt
Organism: Clavispora lusitaniae ATCC 42720
Lineage: Eukaryota; Fungi; Ascomycota; Pichiomycetes; Serinales; Metschnikowiaceae
Molecular function (GO): protein binding
Source: RefSeq, a predicted model, not a curated record